GCGCACGCAGGACAUCGCACCCGGACGCUCGCCUCCGCCGCCUGAGAGAGAAUAUGGAUUUUGCCACAAGAAGAUGGUUCUACCUGCUGCUGGGCUGCAUGAUGCUGAUAAAUCUGAUUAACGUGGAUUUUGAAUUACAAAAGGGGGUGCUUGCCAGCAACAGCCCAGGGAUCAUGGAAGACAUUGAUCUCCAGUGCUGGAAUGCUUGCUCUUUGACACUGAUAGAUCUCAAGGAAAUCAAGAUAGAGCACACUGUGGAUUCCUUCUGGAAUUUCAUGUUGUUCCUACAAAAAUCCCAGCGGCCUAGACAUUAUAAUGUCUUCUUAAGCAUAGCUUAGGAUUUCUGGGACAUGUAUGUAGACUGCUUGCUUUCAAGAUCCCAUGGAAUGGGCAGAAGACAGGUGAUGCCUCCCAAGUAUAAUUUUCCACAGAAGAUAACAGGAGGUAAUUUAAAUGUGUAAUUAAGAGAAUAG
Messenger RNA from Mesoplodon densirostris (Blainville's beaked whale), 473 nucleotides. RefSeq names its product family with sequence similarity 237 member B (gene FAM237B). The record is from RefSeq and is a predicted model, not a curated record. The transcript has 2 exons. Lineage: Eukaryota; Metazoa; Chordata; Mammalia; Artiodactyla; Ziphiidae.